UAUGAAGUCAAGAUGGCGGGUUUUCGCAGAAGAAUUGCGUUUUUUAAUGGAAGAAAACAACCAACUAUAGCGUUUUGCCUUCAUGCAAAUGAUGCCAGAGGGCAUCAAGAGAUUUUGCGAAGUCUGUUCAAAAUCUGGCCGAAUUGCACGACUCAAACGUUUUCAGAUCAGCUUUGAUGAGGCGAUUUAUAUGUGUGAAUAUGAUAGUUGUACCAACGAGAUCCACUGUAAGGACGUUAUCCGGCGCCACGUCUCUCAGAUUCCUGUGAUCACUGCGUCCCGGAAACGAGCUCUCAUCGCGUCGGGGAAAGUCCGACGAUUACGUAGCCUGACGUCUUCGCCAACCUUCUCUCGCUCGUCGAGUCCAGGCAGCACCCCGAGAGAUCUGUCGCCCAACUUGGACUUCUCCACGCAGCUGUUCAUCCCUUCAUCCCAAAAGCCAGAGACUCAGUUUGAGCCCAUUGGCAAGCCAGAACGUGAACUUGCGUCCAUUUGUAGUGCACGCAUAGAACAGGAUUCUUGUGUUAAUAGUGGUUGUUUCAAUUUCGAGCAGUUGCUGUUGACGGGCAAAGGAUCGUUUGAUGACAUUCUGGGAAUGGAUUUGGAUAGAGAAGUGGCCGAUAUUAUUUCGGGACCAAGUAGUGCUAAUUCGAGUUUAAGUGGUGCCUCGUUCGUUAACGGUGGAGACAAAAUGAGUGGUGACACGACAAAUAUGGAUACGCUUGAUUCGAAUGUGACUGAUAUGACAAUGUUCACCUGUAGUAAUGCCAGUGCUAGUGAGAUGGGUAACGGUACAAAAAAUGUUGAAUCCAGUGAUGCUUCUGUUAAUAGUAAUACACUCCAGCCCGGAAACCCUGCAGGUGUUGACGAUGUGACGUCGAUGAUGAUGAUAUCGGCCGAUCAAUCUCUGAUGCAGACAGACAAGUCAAAUUCUCAGUUUUUAGACAUCCAGGAUGGAAGUCUGAAUGUCGCUGGAGCUGACCAGCCAUCCGUGAACGAAGAUAUUUUGCGUGUCCAGGAUAUCUCCAGUGUCGAGGUGCCACAGGAAAUCAUAAGUUCAAGUGUUGAAGAAUCCGUGUGUGUUGAUCAGAGCGGAACAGGAAACACAAACAAAUGUCAAGGUGAACUUAGUAGUGCCAUUGUGGAAUCAAGCAGCAGCAUGGAGGGUUUUCCCGUCUCCUCGGCGGCUGAUGCUGCUAACAGUUACGAAAUGCCCAGUGAGGGUAAUGUAGACAAUGCAGAAAUGGCCAGUGUCGGUCAGGACUCUGAGAUGAUGAUGGGGGACAUGGUGGAUUCACAGAGUGCUUCGCUCGGUCAGUCGGAGGUCAGUAACGACAGUGUCCCCAAAGAGUACAUGAACAUGGCUUACAGCGACGCAUCUAAUCAGGAAUGUGACACGAUGAACAGUGAACAAAUGACAUUCGACGAAACGCAGACGAUGGUUUCGGAGUGUGACGCGAUAGUGACGUCUACAGAAGACUCUGUGGAAGAUGGAAGUGUUGUAGGUGAUGGCAUGGCUUUCGUCUCUGUGGAAGGCAAUAAGGAGAGCAUCAGUGCUUCAGAUGCUGCUACGGAGUUCGUUAAUCAGGACGAACCUGCUAGUAUAGACGAUUCACAGGGUCAGAAUACGUCUGACACAACUGAUGCCAGCAAUACACUGAUGCAACAGAUUCAGGAUCAGGAUGUGGAUGGUGACACAAAAGAAUACACAACCACCAAUAGCAUUGUUAUGGAAGAACCUAUGGGUGGUUGCCAGACUGAAGGUAGUGAGAACACGAUAAAUGAUAUGGUUACAUCAGCUGAAGAAGGUGUGGGGUCACAGCAGUAUGUUACAGACAGUUUCGUGGAUUCCGAUCACAUAACCACAGCCGAAGUGAACGAUCAGUUUUUCUCCGACAUGACUAAUAUGACCGAGGAAAGGACCGAGGAUGAAGAGAACAAUGUGGAAGGCGGCGGCAUCAUCACAGAAGGUGGUGUCGCAGAAACACACGUCUUACAAGAACAAGCUACAAUAGAUUCAAGUCACAUAGCAGACCAAGACACUGGUGAAAAUAUUUCUACAGAGGUGGUUCAGGGACAACCGGCAGUGGAAGAUAGUCUCGGUGAACACGUUACUACCGACGUGAUUCAAGGAGAGUCGACGGUGGAAGGAAGUGUUUCUACAGAAGAAGCAAAUCUGGUCAGUGAAGAUGUUGAAAGAGAAGGCGUAACCGAGGCUGAUCAGCUGACAAUGGAAAGCCAUGUUGUUCCUGGAAAUGAGACGGAAACGAUGCAUAUCAUGACACAACAGGCCGCGGUGGACGGUGCUGUCGGAGUUCCUGAGGUGGAUACAACAUCGUUCGAAGGAGACAGCGUUGUUGAUGACAGUCAGUUGAUGAUGCAGCAGGGGGUUGUAAUGUCUCAAGACACUGGUGAGAAUUUGACAGCAGAAGCUGUCGUUGGUGCAGAUCAGUCAGUCUCGGAAGGUGAUGCCGUUUCUCAGACCACUGAUGCAGAUUCGAUGCACUUAACUGCUAUUGGUGCCGAUCAGAUGUCGGUGGGAAACAUAGCAGCUGGUGUAGCAUUUGUUAGUCAGUCUUUAGCAGCUCCGGCUACGGGAGACUACACUUUUGUCAACUCUGUCACAUCCAUUGAGGAGACGACUCAACCUGAAGUGAUGACUGAUGGUGACACUGUUCCAAGUUCGGUUAAUGAAAAUCAGGUUUUGGCAGCCAAAAAUCAGCCCACAUUAGAGGGCAACACAGUUACGUCAUUAACUGAUUCCGAUGUUUCUGGUGUGUCCAAUUCUUUAGAAAGCACCGCAGUUUCCGGCUCUUGCAUUCCUGCUGAAGCUAAAGUUACCAAAGACAGUAUUCAGACCACAACAACACAUCCACAGAAUGCCCGUUCAAGCAUGGCCGCAGUGUCAAAAACAAAGGUGUCCCUGCCACCUCAAAAAUCCAGUACCGCGGGUAAUUCUAUGUCCUUUCAAGACGUUUUCAUGCAAGCUAUUGCACAGAAGUCUGCGACCACGGCUUCUGUGUCCAAAGAACAGAAGGCUGCCCCGAAGGGUUCCAAGGUGGAAACGUAUCGGCAGUCAGCGGUGGAAACUGCGAACGCUCUAGUCGAGUUGGGCAACCUUCCUGGUAAGACGGCGGCAACUGUUGUGAGUGCCACGACACCACCUAAUGUAGGUAUGUUGACCACACAGACUAUGGAAACCUCCGCCACCAUGAUGGAUGCUGGAGAGGCUGAACUACAAGAAGCUGGUGCACUCAGUCAAGCAGAGACCUCCGAAUCACUGGCUUUCCAGAUGCUGACUGCUGGUUUGGCCCCACAGUUUCCUUUCACUCCGGCCAAGGAGGACGGAACGGAGGAAGACGGCGUCACUGACGGCACACAGACGUCAUCUGUCGGACAGGCGUCUGGUCCAAUUGCCAUGGAAACCAAUGCAGGUGAGGCCCAGCCAGCCGAUAUUUUGCAGCAGUCGAUGGAAGCCAUUACACUGACCCCGGAGCAGCUGCAGCAGCUGACCCUAUCUUCAAACAGCGCAGCAGUGCCCACAGGUCAAACUGAAUACGGAGCAGCCAUGACGGACGGCGGCUCAUUGGUGGCUAGCAGCAGUGCAGGCCAGACUUACCAGAUUCAGACAUCGGAUGGAUCCACCGAGCAGCUAACUCAGACCAUUCUGUCUCAGAUGAUGCAGCAGGGCCAGCUGUCGGAAUCCGGCAGAGUUGAGGGACAGCAGACGAUCUCCAAAGAGCUGCUCGAGAAGCUGACCGCCCAGUGUUCCGUGGGAUCGACGAAAACAUUAAUAAUGCAGGGUCCCGGCCGAUCGGUCCUGCAGACCGUGACUCUGUCUCAGCAGCAGCAGCAGCAAGGUGAAACGAUGAUGCUGCCUGUCUCCGUCACUGCGUCGUCGUCUCUGGUCGCGGCGGGGCUGCUGAGUACGUCGACACUGCUUCCACAGAUCACAACCAUCGCCGACAGCGAGUUGAUCAUAGCGAACCUGCUGGUCGGCGCGAUCGCUGGCGGCGGUCAGGAGGAAGAGGUGCAGAUUCCGGAGGGGGUGCUGGUCAACGUGCUGCUCCAGUGGCAGAACAAGGAUGCCAUGUGCUGGCUGGACGUGGUCAUGUGCCUCCUGUGCAACAGCUUCACGAUGCAGGAGCGCAUCAACAGUGAUGCUGAAGGCCAACUACAAGACACUUUACUAAUGACAUUAAUGAAGGCCUACCAACAGGCUCAGGACAUCGUACAGAAACUAUCCAUCAUGAAGCUGUCGGGAAGCAGUGAAGACGGUUCGGGGAUCGCAAACGGAGGAACCAGUGCGGUAGCGGGCAACGUCUAUAGCGAACAGGCGACCAGUGACUUCUGCGCCGCUGCCGGCGGUGACGUCAGCAGUGCGAACGGGAAAUCGAAAAAUCUCGCUGGCGAACUGGCCAAAAAGGUGAUGGAGCAGCUGAAGGAGGCCGCCACAGUGUUGGACGAUAUCCGCGAGAAGAUGUGGGACGCGAUGCAGCCGAGGUUGCGGUGCGAGCGGGGCAAGAACGACAGCCCGGUGAUCGCCCUGCCACUGCUGGUGCGCGACAACGCCACCCUCAAGGAGAUGUUCCGCAUCGAGUACAGCUUCUCUUUCGUUUGCGAGGAGUGUGGCUACACGCAGCUCGACCCCCACUCGAAGAUCCUGCCCUCCUUCCCAACUGUGGCGACGGACUUCAGCAUGGCCGAGCCCAGCUUCAUGAGGAAGUGCUUCGAGUGCAGCGCUCCAAACCAAAGAAUGAGAAUGCAGUACAAGAGCCUACCCGAUAUCCUGCUGCUGCAUUUCACCCAGGGAAUACCUCACAAUAACUUCAAAGAGCUGGAGUUUGAGUUUGACGGUCAAUACACGGUCACCGGGGUCGUGCAGUACAAGAACAACCCCGACCACUUCGUCACCUACAUCCGCAAUGGGCUUGAACACCAAUGGCUAGAGUACGACGACCUCAAGUCGACCUUGUGCCAGUUCAAAGACAUGACUCCUUGUAUUCCACCCGACCAGAUCCACAUUGUUAUGUGGGAGAAGGACCUGAUGCCAGCAUCGUCUCGACCCCGCCAGAACACUGUGCUGUCUGAGCUCCUGACGUCGGACUUCAUGCCCGUUCCUCUCAUCCCAGUGCCGGGAAUGCCUCUGUGCUCCUUGCCUGCCAUUGGAACCGUCAUCACCACCCCAAACGUGGCCAUACUGAAACGGGGACCGAAGAGGAAAGUAGAAGUGAGCCUCGGUUCGCAUUUGGUGACCACAAACGUCGCCACUAACGUAACGGCAAAUUUGACCGUGGCAAAGACGAGCCUUCCGUCGAUGGAGCAGCUCCUGCCAGGUUUGAACCCGAUCACCGCCAGUUCCGGCAUGGAAACAUCGGGAUCCCUCAUCCAGAUCUCUUCUCCGAGUCAAGCAAUACAGAUGAAGACAAUUGGAACCACCGCUGGGUCGAACGAUUCCAGUCAGCAACCGUCGCGCAAGGUGAAAGUGUUUAUCAUGAAACCUGGUUCUGGGGCUGUGGGGACGAACACGUACAAUACGGAAAACAUGAGGAACAUUCUUCAAGCCAAUCAGAACAUUGUGCUACCGCAGGAAGUGUCAGCCGGUCGCGGUAGAGGAAGGGGGCGUGGUCGGGGAAAGAUUCAGCAGAAGCCUCCUGUCAUGGGCAGCAAGUCGAAGAUGUACGUCGUCAACAUGGGCAAAUCGAUGGGUCAGAAAGGAUCUCUAGCGGGAGUUGUAACGAAUCGCGCCGAUGUGGAGACGGAAGCAGCUGUUUCUGGUCUGGUGUCUAGUGCGUUUGAAACAGACCAGCAGAUACUGAAUGACGGCAACAUCCAGCCCGGUGUGACUCCUGCUGGCACCGGGGCGCAGAUUAUUGUCCGAAAAUUAGAUUCUCAGAACCGGACUGUCGGGCGGCAGGUGAACAUAUCGAAUGUGGCCACGACGAACAAGAAUGGCGACAGUGUAAUCAGUGCCGAACUCCUGCAGCAUCUGAUUAAGAACAAGAUAAUACCUCAGAGCAAUGAUCCCAACUCUAAGAUUGUCAUAAGCAUCGUCAAGAAAACCGCGGAUACGGGACAGGCAAAGAAAGUUGUAACCAGCCGAGGUAUGGGGAACUAUACCUAUAGUCAAGGUACGUCUCUGUUGAAAAUGGACUCAAAUACUACUAACGCGAGCCACUCAUCAUCCCUUGCCGCCAAUCCGUUGACGUACAUCACUGUGAAAAUGGCCGAUGGUAAAUUAUCCAUGCUGAAAACUCCUCCAAGCAGUACUGGCAAUGUUCAGACUUUCUCGAAAUCUGUGGGCCGUGGAAGUAAAGCCACUGCCACUGCAACCAGUCUGCUACAGCUGAGUCAGAACGUAAAGGAGACAACUGGGGUUCAGGAUGGUGGUCUGUCGGGCAUGAGGCAGAUCUUGCCGGGGACCUCUCUGUUGAAUCCUCCACAAACUGCACAGUGUAUCACCCAGGAAUCUCUGGACAGUCUCGCACAGCAGCUGGUCACGGGAGGAGCAGAAGGCUUUUCCGUACUCAGCGAUCCAAACGCCCAACCAGGCGACAUCAUCGGCGGCGAUAAUAACGUACCCAUGGAUACGUUGCCUGUGUCAACUGGAUUUGGAAUAGCCGACGGUAGUGUAGAAAUGACGCCCGGUGCUGUUGAAGAGAUGGCAGCGGUAGCAACAGAAGAGGGCGAGAUCCCCAUCUAUUCUGGUUUGGAACCGAUCGGCUUUGAUGCGGUCCAGCAGUCGGAGACGUCAGCGUUUUCCAAUAUGCAAGAGGCUCCUCGGGCUGAAGCUGUUGGGCCUCCGUCGGCAGAAAAGGCUCAGUAUUUUCUUAAGGCCAUCACCCAGAAGCUGAGCACGACAAUCCUGUCUGAAAACUCUCCAGCAGUUAAACAAACAGCUAUUGCUGCGACUACAGAAUUGUCGGAUGUACCCAUUGAACAAGCUCUGACAUCAGAGGUUCCCAUUGAGCAAGCUCCAACUUCGGAAGUUCCAGCCGAACAAGCUGUAGAACAGAUGGCAAGCUUGGGCAUACCCCUCGAACAGGCCAUGGAGCAGACGGCAGUGGGGUCUUCGGUCGAGGAUGUUGCUUCCCUUGGAACAAGCACUCUCCCAACACAGUCGUUUCAGCAGAUACCAUCCUCGACAAUGGCAACAGUGUCCACCGCUUCGAUGUCUCUGAUUUCUAAUCUGUCGGGAGGAACACCCAAGAACAUCAGUCACAAGUCCAUUCUGCAGAACGUCAACAAGACGGUUGAGCCUGAUACGAUCAAUGUGAACAUACCACGGAACCCCGACUUGACGAAGAGAACCAGCAACCUGCUGGAGCAGACUCCCGAGCGCACGGAAAUGAUUUACAUCCAGACGGCCGAGAUGGACGGCUACAAGAGGGCCGUCUCCGUGAAGCCGGGAAUGUCGUACCUGGAAGCCAUCAAACCCUUCCUGAAAUCCUCGUCCAACAAGACGAAAAUAAAAGUCCAGACAUUCGACAGCUACCGAACGAAGGUGGCUACUGCAACAGCCACCACGUCCACUUCGGCCAUGCAGACCGGUUUGGACGAUGGUAAACAAUCCAUAUCAGGAUCACCAGCCAUGAAAAUCACGCUGCCACCAAAGCCGAUGAUGAACAUUGUAGCCGGACAACAGGUGUCUGGUAGAGGCAGGGGCAGAGGACGGGGGAGGGGUAGAGGCCGAGGCAGGGGAAGCAGCUACACCAGUGCCGAACCCAUCAUAAUGUCUGAUUUGUCCGAUGGUAGAAGAAUCAUAUCUGUGGAUCGACCUGGUAUGGCAGGAAAAGCUCAAGGCUCGGCAUAUGUUGAUGACGUGAGCCAAAUAGUCGGCAAGUCUUCAUUUCCGGUUACUUCUGGUACCACAACGAGACAGAUUCACGUUACGAAGAACGCUGAUGGCAAUAUCAUUCUUUCGACUCCGAUGUCGACACAUAGGAGUUCUACGUCUCCCGAGAAGAAAUAUGUGAUACAGAGUAUCGGACGUGGUGACACUCCAGUUACCCUGAGCUCUGAAAGUUUGCUGUCCUCGUCUCUGUUGGGAAAAUCAACGGGAGGCGAUUCCUCAAUGGUUGUCCGUCUUCAAGGAAAAGGAUCGUCUACUGUUCAAGGACUGGUGUCGCCCGGUAAAACUGAAACUGCUGUCGCCUCGGCAGCGCCAACCACAUCGCCAUUGCACAUCCUUCCUGAUGGCCGCAUCGUUCAGAUAAUUCAGAAACACAGACAGAUCGUGAAAUCAUCACCCCUCUCAUCGUCAACAGUGACCACACCCACACUUCCCACGUUCAGCCUCACCUCGUUGGGCAGCACAAUUCAGGUUCCAGUUUCCGCGACAUCAGAAUUGACAAACAUUCAAGCGGAAGUGCCCGUAUCCGCUGAAAACAUCAUUCAUGACAUGCCUAACCUCGACGCCUUGCAGUCGGUGCCAUCGGUUGCAGACGGUUCUUUAACAAGUGUUUCCAUGGAAACGGGCAGCGCUGAAACGAUUGUGUCCAUGUCCCAGGAUGAAAUGGCAGCGGGUGUGCUUUCGCCAGAUCAGACCGUUCAGAGUGGUGUCGGGGAAAGCAUCUUGCAGUCUUCUGAAGUGGUAGCAGCUGCUUCAAAGCAAAUGGAAGAUCAGUCUGUCUUAGCCCAGGCUGCCGAACUGAUGUUGGCAAACUCCACCAGUGUUUUAGUGUGUAGUCCAGUCAAGAAGAGUGAAACCACCACAGCAGCAGAAAUGCUGGACAGUGUGCCACUCGAGAGUCACACGUUUGUCACUCUGAGUUCAUCCACAAUGGCAUCGGAAACAUUGACGACGCAGGCCGGCGAUUCGGUAGAAGGGGCAGAAGCAAUGAAACAGAACGAACUGCCACCACUGUCGUCGACAAAACGGCAAGACACGGCUACACCUACAACUUCUGCCGCGAGGGCAUCCCUCUUCGACACAUUCGCUGCACCAGACAAAGUCGCUCAGGCACUCGCCAAGGCUCAGGAGAAAGCAGCUAUUGCCCGAGCAUUGUUAAACGAACUGCCCAAAGGAGGCUCUCCCGUUCUCAUCCAUUCCAGCCAAGUCCCAAAACUGCAGACUUCAUUGUUAAAAGGUAGCACCGUAAGUGUUGUUGCAGAUACUGUGUCUCUGCCAGCAGGUGGCAAAAUGCAGAGUCCUAUAAAAGAUGCAGUAGCGGCUACUGUAGGGAUGGAGGUUGGUAAGAAAGUGUCGGAGAAGUCCGUCUUACAAGGUGCUGUGACUGUAAAGAAAAGUCUGCUUCUUUCACCUACUAGUCCCACAAAGUUGGUCCUUGCAUCAGGAAACAAGUCGGAUGUCACUACACCUGCCCUUUCUGGGAGUCCAGUUAAGGGCCGGCCGCAUAAAGAUGUUGUAGUCAUUCCUGACGAAUCUCCUCCAAAAGUGCAACAGAAGGGACUGCUAAAAUCUGAUGAGGCUUCUCCGAAACUAAUUCUAAAAGCUAAAGACAGGAGACCAUCCAAAGAUGAAGCUUCAGUUAAACAAAGUAAAACCAAACUUGUUGAAUCUGAUGAAUUGCCCACUCUUAUGACACCGAAAGAACGGGCUCGGAGAUUAUCAAAGGCAGACGACAAGCCUGUUGAAGACAGUCCUGUGGAUGUUCAGUCAAGAUCUCGUGGUAAAUCGCCAACAUCAAAAGACCAUUUGUACAUUUCGAAAAAGGAAAAACCAGGUAUUCAGAAUGCAAAGAGUCCUGUUGCGGCACAGAAAGUGACAAUUACAAAAGACGCUAAAAAUCCAUUAAAGAGAACAUUACCUGCAGACGAGGAACCGGUCAAAAGACCGAGAGGCAGGCCGCCAAAGAUAGCUCAGACAGCAAAUGUUAACAUUGGAGUCAAGCGACCAGCAUCACCAGCAGACAGUUCAGUGCCCACGAAGGUCCAGAAGUUAUCUGCUGCUAACAGCAGUGGUGUUAAACUUGCCAGCCCUGCUGCUCGAAAAGGCAGCAUUUCGGGUAAAGGCACCGACAGUAAAACUGCCAGUCCAGUCCCAGCUGAAUCCAAGUCGAAAGGCAGAGGCCGAGGUGUGGCCAAGCAGACACCAGCGACUCCACCAACUCCUGGUGGAAGAGGAAGAGCAAAGGGAGUUAAAUCUCAGACACCAGAACGUCCUGGUAAAGAGGACACCAGUUCUCCAAUCUUGUCUCCAGGCGGGAGACCAAGACGGGCGUGUGGACGACCAGCAAGAUUUAAGGAUGACGAAGAUUGAAUGCCUUUAUGAUGGUCAUGCAUCACAAGUUAGAAAAAAAAAUCCUAACCCAUCUCUAUUGAAUGUCCAGCUAGAUUUAAACAUGAUGAAGACUGAAUUCGCAGGACAUUAUAAAUGUUUUGAAAACAUUGGUGCAUGCCUUAAAAAAGAUGAUAUUUCAACAUGAUGGUGUUUUGUCGGCCGAUCCAUCAGAAAGGUUGAAAGACUUGUUGUGGGUGUGGAUGAUUUUAAUGCCUGUGUGGCCAAUGCAAUUGAACUGAUGCUCUCUGCACCCAUCCAGCUGGAGUCGAGGAUUUGGAUGGCUGACAUUCUUUGUGAUGAUCUGUCAGAUAGUUGAGCCAUCUUGUUCAGGAUGUAAUCGUGGUUUCUUAACAACCUGUUGAUCUGAAGUAUUGUCCUGUGGAGACAUUCGUGGAUCUAAACGUAACGGCAAGGAUCACCACCUCCUUGUUUGUUCGUCGGAAAGACUGAUAAUCGUGGAUUAUAAGAGCAGCUAUGAUCAAAAAAAGCUAAUUAGAUGUUGGCUUGUUGCUUGCAAGUCCCAACGAGAAGAAGAAGCGUCAUCAUUUGUGUUGGUCCAAAGGUUUUGCCUGUAUGCAUUACAGUGUGGAUAAAGCCAUGUACAGUCAGGGACUUUUUUAACUGGAUCACUUGCAAUGAACCUUCACUGGAUCCUUUGAAAAAUGGCAGAGUGGUGAAAAUAGCAGAUGGGACAGUGAGUGUGUGGAAUGUUCAGCUCAUUCGGUGUGUGAUAUCGGCUGAUUAAUAAGGGCAGCAACAAAAUCAUGUAUGGGUUUUUUUCGAAUUUUUUAAAAGUUUUUUGUAGUUUUUUUUUUAAGGUUUGAGACUGGUUGGAAUGUGUGAAUCAAGUGAUUCAGGUUUCAGACAAAACAGAGUUAUGAUUAAUAAUCAAGACUUGUUUCUAAGCCAGAAUAGACGGACAUACAGACAGUUCAUAGGACUACUUUUGUACCAGCCCAGAUUUGUAGGGCCCAAUCUAAUGAACAAGCACCCAGUAGUUCCAAGCCAAUAAUAUGUGGUUGGACUUGUACCAAGGUUUUUUUUACUGUUAUGUUUUUGACCACAGGAUGCAAGUAUGACAAUUUUAUUAAAAUAACAGGAAAUUGAUAUUGGUGAUUGGAACUGAAGAAAAGAUAUGUUUCUUCAUUUUGUUCAGAAAACACGACUGGAAUAUUUUCAAAACGGACCUGAAGUUUGAAUGAAAACCUCAGACUGCACAGGAAAAUAACGCAUGUGACAUCGGGUUUCCGUAGUUAAGACAGUAAGAACUCUUCUCUGUGAAGUGUAAUUCAAGACUUCAGUUCACCCACAUUCUACUGUUAAAUAAUUAGACUGUCGGUAAAUAUAUAUAUAUAUAUAUGUUGGUAUAUAUUCUAUUUGAGAAAUGUUUUGCAUUGUUAAGUACAUGGAAUUAAUGUGCGGGUUGUAUCAUGUGCUAACUGAUCGUUUUAUCAUAACAUUGUUGCAACUACAACAACAUAAUGUUCAAAAUAUGAUAGUGGAGCGAUUUCACAUUUUCAUAGAUAAUGUCGGUAUUAGUGAAGCACCAAAAUCUGGAUGGUAGUAUUUGAACAUAAUUGUAACCAUGGUAACAGUAACCAUGCCCUUUUUUUUCUUUUUCUUUUUAAGAGUAGCUGCAUAUAUAAACUUCUGUCGGAAAAUGCAGAACUUGAACCAUAUUUGUUUGAUAAAGCACAGACAUAAAUUGAGAACUGAUUAUAUAAGGCCAUUAUGUGGAAUUUUUUGUCAUAGGAAGCUCUGCCUAGUUUCCCGAAAAUGAAGUAUUGUGGAAAAAUUAUGCUGGGGGGGGGGGGGGGGGGGGGGGGGGGGAGGAAGUAUGUAUUCCAUAUCAAUUCAAUCACUUUUAAGACCCCCUCCAAAUUUCAAGGAAAUUUAGUACAUUUGAAGUAGUUUUAAAAAAAAAUAACAAUUGAAAAAAGAAAGAAAAAGACCAUCAGAACCAAAAUGUUAGACAACUUCACUAGUCUUUGAGAUAAAGGUUUUUCAACUUUGACCUCAUUAAGUGUACCAUCCAUUUCCAAAAGACUGAAACUUUUUUUAAAAUGUUUUUUCACUUCAUGAAGAUAGAGACGACAAUUUUGGGAGAUUCUUCUUUUAAUAUUUUAAUUUAAUGCCAGCUAAAUAAUAAUUCUAAGCCAUUUAAGAUUGCUAUUGGUGAUUUUUCAAGCUUGCAUCUGUUAAGAUGGUGGGGAGGGGUUGGGGUGGGGCAUACUUGGCACCUCCCACUUAGUAUGGGUCUCAAAUAAUGAACAAUUUGUUGGGAAAUAUUUGCUAAGUGAUAAUAAUUAAAAAGUAACAUUCUGAUUGGUCAUUUGAAAUUCAGACAUUUAGUCAAAUGAUGUGAAGUCGUAAUGAAUCCACAAGAUUUCAUCAUCUGUUUGUGUUAAAAGUUUUUUUUAGCCCUGCUGGUAAUUUGUUCAAUAUACCAUCAUUUGAUGCCUUAGGUUUUUAUUACCAAAACCCUUCACAAGAACUAUAUGUAAUUUAAAAACAAGAUCAUGUAAACAGGAGCUACGUUCAGCUUAAACCUUGUUACUUUUCCUGGGAUGUGUUUUUGAAUGUAGAACAAGUAAACUGUUACGACAAUUUGACCCUCAUAUUGUCUGGACAGCUUAGUUUUAACUCUGUAGGUGCUUUGCCUUUCCCUUAUUGACUGACUACAUUUUUCCGGUCUCAGUGUCUGGUAUAUUAAAAGUGUUUUAAGUACAUUGAUAUUGUCCUGAAGUUGACUGGGAACAUAUAGGCAGCACAUUCAACACCACAGACAUCCAAUCCCACAUUACAACUUGGUAUGAAAUACAAACAUUACUAUGCUAGUUGUGAAUUAAAUUUGGUCUACAA
Messenger RNA from Gigantopelta aegis, 13105 nucleotides. RefSeq lists its product as uncharacterized. The record is from RefSeq and is a predicted model, not a curated record. Gene Ontology annotation, molecular function: DNA binding; SUMO binding. Bases 83 to 10222 code for a protein of 3379 amino acids. Gene Ontology annotation, cellular component: Cajal body. Gene Ontology annotation, biological process: protein desumoylation; Cajal body organization. The transcript has 5 exons. Lineage: Eukaryota; Metazoa; Mollusca; Gastropoda; Neomphalida; Peltospiridae.